CGACGGUGAACACGUGGAAGGCGAUGUUACUUGGGCUGACAAAGGAGAUCAUGACAGAGUUUCUGGGGAUGUUUAUCCUGGUACUCUUUGUACGUGGUUCAGUAGCCCAGGCGAUGUUCACUGGAGGGGCUUGGGGCAACCUCUUAACCUACAACAUGGGAGUUACUCUGGGACUCAUGUUGGCCAUUUACGUUGCCAGUGAAGUGUCAGGAGCCUACUUGAACCCUGCAGUCACCUUGGCCAUGGUGGUCCUGAGGAGGCUGCCACCGAUGAAGUUUCCUUUGUAUGUGGCGGCACAGUUCCUGGGUUCUUACGCUGGAGCCCAUGUCUUCUAUGGGUUGUACUAUGAUGCGUUGAUGGCAUAUACUAAUGGAGUAUCUCAUGUUUCUGAUGCCAAUGGCACAGCCCACAUCUUUGCAUCUUGUCCUAUCGAAUAUAACUCAGUCCUAAAUGGGUUUCUGGAUCAGGUGAUUGGCACAGCCGCUCUCAUCGUGGGCAUCCUGGCCUUCACGGGCGAGAACAACAGCGGCAAUCCAAAAGGCCUGCAACCUCUGGCCAUCAGCCUGAUCAUCAUAGCCAUCGCAGUGUCCACGGGUCUGAACCCCGCUCCCCUCAACGCAGCUCAAGACAUCAGCCCAUGGCUCUUCGCGGUUGUGGCCGGCUGGGGCCUGGAUGUGUUCAGAGGUGGAGAUUCCUGGUUUUGGAUCCAGUUGAUAGGGCCCAUGGUGGGUGGAGCACUUGGAGCUGGCAUUUACGCUCUCUUCAUGGAGUGGAACCACACUGAGCAAGUUAUAGAAGAGGAGAGAACUACUUUCACGGCAUUGUUUGAAGUCAUGGCCAUGAUUUAA
This is a messenger RNA of Platichthys flesus (European flounder), 848 nucleotides long. Its product is annotated as aquaporin-9-like. Bases 24 to 848 code for a protein of 274 amino acids. The record is from RefSeq and is a predicted model, not a curated record. NCBI's taxonomy places the organism in Eukaryota, Metazoa, Chordata, Actinopteri, Pleuronectiformes, Pleuronectidae. Gene Ontology annotation, biological process: water transport; glycerol transmembrane transport. Gene Ontology annotation, molecular function: urea transmembrane transporter activity; glycerol channel activity; water channel activity. The transcript is spliced from 6 exons. Gene Ontology annotation, cellular component: basolateral plasma membrane; plasma membrane.